AUGGGAAAUUCUACAACGACAUACCCGACCAUCACUGUCACUCAGCAAGAAGAGCUGGUGAAUACUUACUUAACUGACGUUACCGAAUAUAAUGAGGAAUAUGAAACAGAUGAAACCUUAGACACAGUUCAUAUAUUUUCUACAGUAAUCUAUUCUGUGGCCUUUCUGCUGGGGACAAUCGGGAAUGGGUUGGUCAUCUUUUUCACCACCUUUAAGAUGAAAAGGACAGUCAACAUCGUGUGGUUCCUUAAUUUAGCCAGCGCUGACUUUAUCUUCACGUUUUGCCUGCCGUUAAGCAUCGCCUACACCGCCCUUAAUUUUCACUGGCCUUUUGGAAAAUUCAUGUGCAAGCUGAACAGCACCAUCCUAUUCAUCAAUCUGUACGCCAGCGUCUUCCUCCUCACCGCGAUCAGCAUCGAUCGCUGUACAUCAGUAAUGUUCCCUGUGUGGUGCCAGAAUCACCGGACUACGAGAGGGGCCUCCCUAGUAGCCCUGGUAGUGUGGAUCGUAGCCUUCAUUUUCAGUGUACCUCAUUUCAUAAUCCGAGAUACAAACCUUGGUGAAGAUUUUGUUUCUUGCUAUAAUAACUUUCAUGAGGAUGAAAAUGUUGCUGCUUCAAUACACAAGAGCAUGGUCAUACUAAGAACCAUCUUCACUUUCAUCAUUCCGUUCAGUCUAAUUGUCUUAUGUUAUGGUAUUAUUGUAUUUCGUAUCCGAAAAAAUCGCAUGAACACAACUGGCAAGCCAUUUAAAAUUAUUUUAGCCGUAAUUGUUUUGUUUUUUAUCUGCUGGUUCCCCUACCAUCUUUUCUCCUUGCUGGAUUUGUCCGCAGGGCAUGAUGAUAAUGAUCAUCUGCGUGGUGUAAUAGACGCUGCAAUGCCUUUUGUCACCAGUUUGGCUUUCAUUAACAGCUGCAUUAAUCCUGUUCUCUACGUAUUUAUGGGGCGAGAUUUCAAAACAAAAUUCUUCAGAUCUCUCCACUCAGCGCUUGAAAAGGCUUUCAUGGAGGAAACCGUUCAAACGAGCUUCAGGAGCAAGACCAAGUCAAUCUCUGAAUCUCAGCAGUUGUAA
Nanorana parkeri is the source of this 1071-nucleotide messenger RNA. Its product is annotated as chemokine-like receptor 1. The transcript has a single exon. Gene Ontology annotation, molecular function: G protein-coupled receptor activity; complement receptor activity. Gene Ontology annotation, cellular component: plasma membrane. Gene Ontology annotation, biological process: phospholipase C-activating G protein-coupled receptor signaling pathway; inflammatory response; complement receptor mediated signaling pathway. NCBI's taxonomy places the organism in Eukaryota, Metazoa, Chordata, Amphibia, Anura, Dicroglossidae. Bases 1 to 1071 code for a protein of 356 amino acids. The record is from RefSeq and is a predicted model, not a curated record.